UUCAACCCUCGAUAACAGAAUACUUACCUUCAUUUGUCCGUCGUGUGAAUUUAGCACAUCUACUCGGAGCAUCAUGAUCGAGCACUUCACCACGACGCACUGCUUCAAGGCGACUCAUUUUAAAAUUGAAACCGAAGAGCAGCAGAUCCCCGAGGACGGCGAAGACCAGACCGACUCGGUGGUCCAGCAACUCGAAUCGAUCGAAUUGACCUGCUCGAAAUGUGGUUUCUCGAGUACCAAUCAGGAUGACAUCGACUUCCAUACCUGCCUCCCGUCCCAAGAACAAAUGUUCUCCUGCCAUCUAUGCACCUACGAAUGUCUCACACGUACGGGCCUGCAAAGUCACAUUACGCGGAAGCAUAAGCCAAGAUCCGAGGGCGAGCCGCGUAGCUACGAAUGCGACGCUUGUGACUUUAAAUGCGCUAAUAAAAAUACACUGUACUCGCACAAAAGAAAGCAUCGAGCGGGAAAAGUUGAAACGACGACGGAGGACGAGUUGAGCUACUUUUGCAACGAAUGCGACUUCUCGGCCAAGAGAAAAGGAUCGCUCUACUUGCACAUACAGAGGCGACAUAAGGGUGCCAGUGACAUGAAGCAGUCGCAGACACGACCGAACUUUUACAGCUGCGACCAAUGUGACUAUACCAAUAAGAAUAAGUACGAGAUGAAGGUGCACGUGAUAAGAAAGCACACCAACGAGUACAAUCACGAAUGCGAGACGUGCGGUAAGAAGUACAAGAUACGAGGCGAUCUCACUAAUCAUAUAAGAUUUCAACACCGCGAGCAACCAAUUAUUUGUGACGUAUGUGGAAAAACGUGCGGUAAUAGUAAUUCCCUCUAUGUGCAUCAGAAAUUCGCCCACUAUAAAGCCGAAUUCGAGUGUCCGAUAUGUCACAGGCGAAUGGUGAGUCAAGCGAAUCUUGACGAGCACAUUCUCAAGCAGCACGAGCAGAGAGAGGAUGCCGUGUGCGAAGAAUGUGGCAAGACGUUCUCGAGACAGAGUAGACUAAAAAUACACAUGCGCAUUCACUCAGGUGUCAAACCGCAUUCGUGUAAGAUAUGCGGAAAGGCAUUUAGCAGGAAAACGGCUCUUAGGCAGCAUCUAUUAAUACACACAGGCCAGAGGCCUUACGUCUGCGAUAUUUGCGGUAAAGCUUUCACUCAGAAGCCGGGCCUGAUCAGUCACAGGAAAAGCCAUCCAGGAUUGCAUCCGCCUUUGCCUAGAGUCACUAUUGACCAUGUACUUUCUGAAUUAUUGACUGAUGAAUCAUAAAGACAUUGAGAGGAUAUUAUUAUUCCGAUCAUCUAGAGUUCGAAAUAUUUCAUUGUUCAAAAUGUAAGACAAGCGGUGGACUGUUCCUUUUUGAAAAUUAUUUAGAAAGCUAU
This is a messenger RNA of Ceratosolen solmsi marchali, 1386 nucleotides long. Its product is annotated as zinc finger protein 761-like. The transcript has a single exon. Gene Ontology annotation, biological process: regulation of transcription by RNA polymerase II. Lineage: Eukaryota; Metazoa; Arthropoda; Insecta; Hymenoptera; Agaonidae. Gene Ontology annotation, cellular component: nucleus. The coding region runs from base 74 to 1273 and encodes 399 amino acids. Gene Ontology annotation, molecular function: RNA polymerase II cis-regulatory region sequence-specific DNA binding; DNA-binding transcription activator activity, RNA polymerase II-specific. The record is from RefSeq and is a predicted model, not a curated record.